CCGAAAUCGAUUUGUAUUGUGCUUCAAUCAACUCUUGUUUACCGCUUACCUUCAGCUUCAUAGCAAGAGUGUUUCUACGUUGUGUCAAUUUCUACGAAAGCAGGGUACCUCGCAUCGCAUCGCUUCGAAUUUGGAAUUAUGGGCGACAGAUCGAGAGAUAGAACGGCUAGAGUGUACGUCGGAGGACUUACUGAAUCCAUUAAAAAGGAGGAUCUGGAAGGUGAAUUUGAAAAAUAUGGGAAACUUAAUUCUGUUUGGGUAGCUUUUAACCCACCGGGUUUUGCUUUCAUCGAAUUUAACAGUCUCACUGAUGCAGAAACUGCUUGUGACAAUUUGAAUGGCACUGAAUUUUUGGGUGCUAAAUUGAGAGUGGAAAUAGCUAGAGGACGACCACGUCGUGGAGGUCCCAGAGGCGGUGGUGGAGGUUUCAGAGGAAGCCGAGGCGGUAGGAGAGGUUUCGAUAGUUAUGGAGGAGGUAGAAGAGACGGAGGUAGUCGAGGCGAUAGAUUUGGAGGAAGGAGUUAUGAUAGACGAAGAGAUUCAUUUUCGAGGAAUGGAUAUGGUAGCAGCGGCGGUGGAGGAGGCGGUUCCAGAGGAGGUAGAGGAGGCGGGAGAUUUAAUAGCGAUAGAUUCAGAUCCAGGUCACCCAAUUCUGGACCUCCAAGGCGUAGGGAUUAGGAUUUUAGUUUGUAAUAUGUAGGUAUUGUAGAAAUGUAAGUUCAUUAGUAAUCUCUUCUUUUUAUCAUGAAAUUUUCACAGUUUCUUUAUCGUAAAGUUUUUCUUGAGUUACUUAAAUCUCGAAAUUAACAGGGAAUCCAACUGAUAAUAAAAUACUUUUAAAUUUAGAACUCAAUAAACAAAAUUAUGAUUUGUGAUGUUUUUAUUAGACUAACAUGAAUUUUUAAAAUCAUCAUGGGGGGAUUUAAGAUUUCAAUAGGAAAAUAAUCAAUUUUUUAGUAUGGUUAUGGUUCCUAAACAGUUUUUUUUAAAAGAAAUUCUUAUUAAAGAGCAAAAUAUUUAUUUUUCUGUUGAGAUCAUAAUUUUGAUAAUUAUUAGGUCAUAAAAAAUCGAAAAAUUUAUACUCAAUCAUUUUACGUUAAUUUCAUUUAUUUUUUGUUGUCGCCUUUAAAUUAAAAAUGAGUUUGAAAACCAAAUUAAAACUUGAGAUUGUGGACUGACGAUUUAUAGUGAAUUGCUAGUGGAUGGGGGCGUCCCUCUUAGGUUGAGGAACUUCCUUUAUUUUUUUAAUUAGAAGAUAAAGUUUCAGGUUAUGUAGACUGAAAAUAAUAAAUUAUAUAACCCAACAUUGAGUAGCAUUGGAUCUUAUUGGUCAAAAAAGUUUAUUUUCCAAUUUUUUCAUUUUUAUUCAUUUCAAAAUGAAAAAAAAAAUACCAAUUUUUCGAUUUUUUAUGACUCAGUUUCUAAAUAAUACCCUAAAUUCACAAACUUCUAAUGAAAAUAAAUAUUUUGCAACCUGAUUUCUAAAAAUACUGAAAAUUUAAAAAUAAAUUUCACGUUUUUCAUAUUUGACUUUUUAUCUGUUGAUCUGUCACUAAUGGACUGCAUUAGUUUUAAGUUUAUUAUAAGUUCAUUGAAAUUCAUCAAAAAAAAAUUAUUUUUGAGUUGUAAAAUACAUAAAUCAUAGACUUUUUUGUUUUUAAGUUUUUACGAUGUAUGCCACAAUUAACUUAAUAUUUAAGACAUUUCUUUGCAUUGUGGUAUAAACAUUUGAAUAUUGAUUUGUAUAUUUUAUAUGUAUCAUCUUGUUGUUUCUGACAAGUGGAAUAAUACUUAAUGUACCUACAAUAAAAUUGUAAAAAGCCUUUUAGAGUUUCGAUUAUCCACAUUUCACAUCUUGUCCUUCAUUUCCAACCACCAAUAAGCUUUAAAGAGUGAAUAUACAAAUAAGAUUUUGUUACCAAAAGAAAAGUACAAUUUCUUUUCUCCAUUCAGUUUCCACCUGACUUCACCAUGUGUGACUAACUACACCAGUUAUUUUGGUUUUAGGUCUUUAUUCAUUAUUACUAAGUUAUAAUAAAAAAAUCUUUUCAAUUAUAAAUAAAACCAAAACUAACUGGAGAAACACUCUACCUUCUUCCUUUUGUUUACAUAGUUUCUACAUAAAAUAACCAAAGAAUUAAAUCCCAUAUCAUGACAGACAUUGUGGCCAUGAGAGUGGACGCCAUGUUAAAUCCAAACUCUGCUGAUUCAUUAUUUGGUUUAUUCAUAAUAACGCUUAUAAAAUCAUAAUUAUUUUCGAAAAGUUUUCAAGGGCUCAAUAGUAUUUUUAACUAUAAAAAAUAUAUUUUUACACAUUUCAUUGUUGAAUAAUAUUUGGAAUUCAGUGUGUUUUAAUGCCUUACCUUACUCAAAAUAAUAAAUUUUUCACUUCACUGUUGUACCAAAAUAUUGGAAUUUUUCAAAUUAAUUCUCUUAAAAACAGUAGUAAUCAUAUAUGUUGUAACAUAUAGAUAAAUUUUAUUUAUUUACUUAAAUUAUUGUUUGUUUUGAUAAUAUACUCAUUAAAUUCUUUAAGAGUCAA
This is a messenger RNA of Diorhabda sublineata, 2542 nucleotides long. RefSeq names its product RNA-binding protein Rsf1 (gene Rsf1). The coding region runs from base 139 to 678 and encodes 179 amino acids. The transcript has 2 exons. The record is from RefSeq and is a predicted model, not a curated record. Gene Ontology annotation, cellular component: nuclear speck. Gene Ontology annotation, molecular function: RNA binding. Gene Ontology annotation, biological process: mRNA splicing, via spliceosome. NCBI's taxonomy places the organism in Eukaryota, Metazoa, Arthropoda, Insecta, Coleoptera, Chrysomelidae.